GCUCACCUCUGGUUUUGUUCUAAGAGAGCGCAGGUCCUUUUCGCAAUGUCGCGCAUCAGAAUGUUUUUGUUCCAAGAAUGUUGUCUUUUGCCCAAAAACCUCCUAGCUGCGCCUCGAAGACAGGAGUAGCGAAAAUAAAUUCCAACUUACAAUGUAGACAACUGCUGCAAACAAAAUGAGUAGUCGCGAUCUCCAAUCCCGGGGCAGUUCGCGGCCGUCUUCCAGCAAGUCGACGGGGACAAAGGCCAGCACCUCGAACCAGAGCGGGCGGCAGUCGGAGCCGAAGGUACUGAAAGGCAAGGACCUGGAAGCGUUUAAAAUUCGGACCGCCUACGCAAACGGGACUUUUUUUGUGUACGGUGCGUGGCAGAACAACGACGUUUUCCGCGCGCUGCUCGACCGGGUUCCAGACAAGGAAAUGGCGCUGUUACUAUCAGAAAACGUCUACGGGCCGUACAGCAUACGAGACACCAACGAAUGCGCGUUAUCGCCGGUGUACGUGCCGUUCACCAGCCCGUCACCGGAGGAUCAGGUCGUGCUUGGGCAGAUGGUGAAUGGUAUAGAGGUUAUUGUAAGCAUGAUCAAGAGUUUGUUCUUGACAAGCAUCCCGAUCUGAAUUGACUAAAUUGAAAUCACGAUGUAAAUCACGAUGCUACGAUGAUGAUUCAAAAUGAGGUCUCAUGCAAAUCACGAUGUUCAUGAGAAGGAACAAAAAUGAAGUUCACUCUAAUCCCGCACUGUAUACUAGUGACGAUCAACGAUUGUUGAUCUGAUAUUUUUCAUAAAUUUAGGGUGAUUAGAACAAAUUUGAACUUUCAUGUUUUACCCCCUUGACUGAGAACUCAAAAUUUGUGUGUUGUUUGGAACGCUAAAUUUUUCCCCACAGGCUGCGACGAUAGUCACCAUAGAUUGAUUGCGACUAAGAAACACUGAAUCCCACCUAGAUUCUGCUUGACAUGCAAGAUGGCCAGUGUUCACACCGCCCGCGUUUCUUCGUCGUUGAUUGUCUUCACACCGUGAAAAUUCGGUUGACAUUCUAACGGCACAGCCUUGAGCGCUGACACCAAGACACGACCAGUGCCAACACGACAACAACUACCAAGCCUGGUCCCCCCGCAACACGACAACACCUACCAAGCCAGGACCAGAACCAAACCACCAACCACACCAAGACCCGCAGGAAGGUACUAAAAGCACGAAGAAAAAUAAAGAAAAUUUUGAAUUUUUGGUAGUGUUUUUGAAUAGAAUUUUUGUUUGAAUUUGAACUAAAAAUUUAGGCAAAAUAACCCCCAGCCACCGAGUUCAAAUCAACCAACAGUGGUGAUUUGCUGCCGUGAUAUCAAUUGCUGAUACACGGUCAGAGGCUGUUUGAAAGUAAGAGAGAAUUUGUAAUCAUACACCUACACAGGUGCAAGAGAGACAAAGCGACCAAAGGUGCGCGCUACGAAGCCCGUAACCUUUGCCGAAGCAUCGAGCGAGGAACAAGACAGGUACUAAAAUUGUACUUAUUUUCGGUCUGUUUUCUAAAAUCAUUGGAAAUUUUGAAUGCGAGCACACAUGGCAAGAGCACAAAAAUCGCAUGUUAAUCCUCCCCAACAAAAACUAUUACAGUUUUGGGCGGCGGAUUUAACGUACCGAGCAGCAGGCCGGUACAAGAGCAAGGACCCGACAGCAGGCCACGAAAAAGGUACUGAAUUACAUCGGUUUUUGAAAAUAGAAGUCUAAGCGUAAUUCUGAUUUUGUCUGUAAUUGCAUCGUGAAUUCAACAAGAUGAUCGCAUUUGAAAUGCUGAAUACCAUCUGAAUUCGAUUGCAAAUUUCUUGUACAGGUAGCCGCCUACGCGUGUACCGAGUACAACAGACGACACAACCGCGACGCGCGUGCUCAUCGUGAAAAGAUGGGGGCGCCGGGUGAUGACCAUCGUCCGAGCACUUCCGGCACCGUCGGAAUGCUGUACGACGCGGAACACGAGGGAGAAACUGGAAAGGACUUCCAGACGUUCAAGGGUAGCGUGAUCGCUCAGGCGUUCUCGUUGAACAUCGGUCCCCAGUUCAAAGAGGACUUAGAAGGAAAAGUCUGCAUGGACAAGUGGGAUGAGGUCGAUCAGUUAGCCUGCGACCAGUGGGUUGCUGACGGCAAACACGAAAACGACUUCUGGCCCACCUACACAACCGAAGUGCGCUCAGCUUACGCGAAGUUGUAUGGUACAGUAUUCAAAUCCUUAACCGGAAAGGCCCGAGCCAAAGCUCAGGACAUUCAGGAAGAGCCCGGGGCUGACGCGUGUGUAGUCUGGUUGAUGCUUCAGAUCAAGGAAAAGGCUAACCCGCAGACCGCCGGUGCCCGCCGCAUGUUGAUCAAGGAAUAUUUCAACAGCAAGCAGGGUGAAGAUGAAACCGUGGAAGAACAUAUUGACAAACUGAAGAACUUCUGGAAUUUCAAACUGGGCGCUAAAGUUACGGCCGAAGAGUUACGCUAUCACUGUAUCUUCGGGAACAUGCGCGAGGAAUUCGAUGAGUGCAACAAGCGUGCCUUGGCUAAUGGAUUCAGUUUCGAAGAAACCAAGAAUCAUAUGGUCGAGGAAGAACGCGCUCUGUCUAGCAACGGAGAGACCACGAAGCACAAAGCUAAUCUGGUCCGCAACAAGAAUUCUCGCAACCAGCAUGGCCCGCGCCCGGAUCACGUUCAGAAGAACCGUGAGAAGCAGAUGUUCUCCAAUAUGUUGAAGAAAGAGAUGCCGAGUCUGAUCCAGCAAGCCGCUGCGAAUCUGAUCGCGCAAAAUCCGAACUUGACCCAGAAUCACACUGCUGGUAGCAAUGACGACAGUCAUGCGGCCAAUUACGCAGGAGAUUCCAAGUGGUGUUCGAAUUGCAAUUCGGAAUCCCACAACACCAAGGAUUGCUGGUACAAAAACGGCAAUAAGGUCAAUAACAAGUCUUCCAAUAAGAAUUCCGGUAAGGGUAACAACACGAAUACUGUUCGCAAGGGCAACGACAAGCCGAAGGGUGGAGGUAAGAAAGGAAAAGGAAAGAAGGGUAGGAAAUACUGAGUCUUAGAUGGUGUUUCGAAGAAAAGUAGCUUGUUACACAAACUACAAAAAGUAAGAAAACUAUUCUUACGGCUGACGAAAACUCGAUGUUAUAAUACAAAUUAUUCGCGAUGUUUUUCAACUAAAUUUUUAACAAAAAUACCCCCCCAAAAGAACCCCCCACAAAAAGAACAACCACCUGGUGAUGAACCACCAGUGACUACAAGUCAUUUUGAAGAAGAUGAAUGUGUGUUCGACAGCAAGCUUGACAUCUUCAAUCCAGAUUCUUCAUCAUUAAUCGAUAUGGAUGAUUUAUUCUCGAAUCUCGAUAAGAAUGAAGAUGAAAUUUGUACCAAUGAUGCAGCUGGUCCAACGAGACAGCUGAAAGGAAAACGAAAAAGAGCAGAGCUGGAGCUUGCUGAGCAAUUUGCAACCCCAGAGAUGGCAAAUAUGACACAACAAGUCCAGGCUCUUGAGUCGACCGAUCGCGAAAUCCGUAAGAUUUUAUUUCCUCGAUCUCAUGUUUCGGAUGCGUCCAAAGCCGAACGAGUUGAGAAAUGCAAUCUGUCACAAGAUGCAGUAUUUUCAAUCGUAGCAAAAGAAAGCGAGCAAAAUCAUUCGCCCGAGUACACAGCAAGAAAGCUAGCACACCUCUACAGCGUUCGCGAAUCAGCAUUGAGGAAGGUGCGCGAGGCGAACGAUGCUCAUCGGAAUAAAAAGGACGAGCAGCACCGAAAUCAUGAAACAGCUUUUAAUUGUGUCGAUGAUGCAAUUUGCGACAGUGGCGCAACAAGUCACAUGUCGGGCCGACCAGAGAUUUUCGAAUCUUGGGACGACAGUAAUCCAGUGCGAAUAACUGUAGCAGACGGAAAAGAGUUGGAUGGCCCUGGAUAUUUUGGCACAUUGAAACCAAACGCACUUGGUUGCAAGCGUGCAAUAUUCCAUCCAUUCCUUCCACAGACCCUCCUCAGUGUCGAGCAACUGAAGAAAGAAGGCUAUAGAGUUGUUUUCGACGAAGGGGGCAACUACUUGCAAAGUAGGAAGACAGGAAAGAGAAUUUUUCUUCACAAAGGGAUCGGAACCAAGCUGCCGGCCGUGGCACUUGGGUUCAACGAAGAUCCAGGUGAAAAGGGUUUGUUGUGCGAAGAGAUCGAGACAGAGUCCACUAUGAUGACAAAGGCUGAGAAAAUGCUUCUUGAUCAUCAGCGUGCUGGACAUCGUAGUCUACCAGGAAUAGUAGUCCGAUGUCCUGCCUGCGAUCUCGCGAAAAGCAAAGGCGCGCAACAUGCAAAAGCGAAGAAAGAAUGCUACAAAGUUGAAAAAUUCAAUGACCAAGUUGAUUUUGACUUUACUGGACCGUGGGAACCUGACUACUGGUCGCAAAGAUGGGUGCUAAAUGCCAUCGAUCAAGCAACCAGCUGGCCUCGUUCUUUCAUCUGCAAAAGCAAAGCAGAAGCAGGCGCAAAGCUGCAGGUCUGGAUAAAUGAAGAGGGACCACCGAAAAGAGUGAGAUCCGACAAUGCCAAAGAGUUCAAGGAACCAGGUAGCACUUGGAAAAAGACAGCACAGAAACAGUCCCCGCCGAUUCAUACUGACUACUCAGCUCCAUACGAACCACAAGAAAAUGGAAAAGUUGAAAGAUACAAUCAAACUCACCAGAACGGAGUGAGGGCAAUGAUGGUCGGAGUCGAUAAGCGUAUGUGGAGUUAUGCAGCACGCACUUUCUCCCACAUAUUCGCCCGAACCCCUACAGCCAAAGGAGGCGAGUCGCCAUUUGAAAAACGCUUCAAAAGAAAACCUUCCAUCAAGUAUUUCCGACGUUUCGGAUGCUUGGUAUACGCGAAGGAUCACUCACAGAAGUCGAAGCUUGAAGACCGGUUUACCCGUGGAAUCUUUCUAGGCUACGCCCAAGAAAAUUCUACAUACCUGGUAGGCAUGUGGUCCGCAGAUGGUCGAUGUAAGAAAAGCUCCAAAAUCCGCUUCGGAGUCCACGAGGUGAAGUGUUGUAAGUUUGAUGAAUCAGUGCUGGUCAGCAAGAUAGAUGAUCUGAAGCCGGACGCUGACAAGUUGUUAAUUGAUUUUCCGAAUCCGGCGCGUCUGGGUGAUAGUUCGCAGCUCGUAGAGCCGAAUGUGCCCGCUGUAGAUCAUGAUCAAAGCAGUCGUGGUCAGGACGCUCCGAGGACCGAUCGUUCGAAAGAUGAAGAAGAUGCGGACAAACGCAGUUCGAAGGAAAAAGAAACCGUCGAAAACGACGAGGGCAAGAGUUUCGAAGGGGGUGAGCAACCUGAGGAAGGGGGCGAGGAAAAUCAAAACCCUAAUCAGGAUUGGCUCGAUUUGUUUUCAGAGGAGGCGCCUGAAAAAUCCCCGAAGCAGAAAAAGAAAGCUGAGAAUGGAAAUCGAAAAAGAAAGUCUAAUACAGUUGAUGCUGAUGAAAAAGAGAACGAGACACAAGAAGCGCCUAGGAUCCUCGUUGAAGGACCUACACGAAAGAAACUUCGCAAGAAGGGCCGAGGGCAUGACAAGAAAAAGCGCAAAGAACGCAACGACAAAGGCCAAAGUCGUGGCCCUCGAGCAAAGAAAAGGCAGAAAGUCAAUCUUGUGUCGUCAUCUGACCUUUUGAAAGAUCUUCCGAUGGAAUUUGAAAAAGAAGCAGAAGCUAUAUUCCAGAUUCGUCAUGAAUUAGAGGAGGACGAAACUCCUUACCUCUUUGGCUUGCAGCACACUUGGGCCAAGUGUCUGGAAAGUCCUGACGCAAUCAAAUGGAUCGAGUCAGAUACGAAAGAACGCCUAGCGCUAGAAGAAGCAAAAACGUGGAGGCAUGCAACCGCAGAAGACAUCAAAGAGAUGGGUGAUAAGUUAGAGAUUAUCCCGACGGUAUGCAUCUACACGAAGAAGAGAGACGGACGCUACAAGUGUCGUCUCGUAGCACUAGGAAACAGGCAAAAGCUAUCUCUUCAAGGAGAAAUAUACAGCCCAACUGUGAGCCAUGCCGCUAACAGGUAUUUACUUGUUGAAGCAGCAGCACGCGGAUGGAAAGUUAGACAGUUCGAUAUUUCAAAUGCGUUUGUGCGUGCAGCUCUAGGUGACGAGAUCGCGUUAUGUCGCCUGCCCAAGCACAACAGCUGGAGCAAGAACAAAGAAAAAGGCGAUGUUGUCAGGCUGUUAAAGUCGUUAUACGGUCUGAAGAUCAGCCCACGCCGCUGGUAUGACGAAUAUUCCGGCAGACUCAAGAAGUUAGGCUGGGUUGUAUCCGAACACGAACCAGGUUUGUUCAAGAAGUUUGCAAAAGACAAACAGGGAAAAGAGCAAGAGCUCUGGCUAGCAGUUUACGUAGAUGACAACAUUAUCUCAGGCGAAGAUGAUGACCUUGUCGCUGCAGAAAUGAAUGCAAUUUUAGCAGAGUUCCCAGGAAAAGAAAUUCUCGCAGAAUAUGACAAGGAAGGCAAUGAGAUCCGCGACCUUCUCGGCGCAAAGUUGACCUUCAACGCGAAAAAGAGAGUCAUGAAAAUCACUUGCGAAGACGCAAUUGAUAAGCUGCUUGAGAAAUUUCACAUGAAGGACUGCCGCGCAGUAGUUUCCCCAUGUUUACCAAAUUCCCACGCAGACUUGGACUCGCCGUCGAAUUCCACAUUUCCGAUAAGAUCGCUAGUAGGCGGAAUGUUGUAUAUCAGUUGCGUUGCCCGGCCUGAUAUCGCAUUCGCAGUACAAAGAGUAGCGACGCAGGUAGCUAGUCCAACCGACCAAACGGUAAAAGAUGCUAAGCGUAUUCUGGCGUAUUUGAAAGGAACCAAAUCGCAAGGAUUGGAAUACAGCAAGCAGCAAGAGAAAAAGUUCAAAGAAAUCUACACAAAAGCCGCAGAGCUAGAAAACAAGGAAUACAGAGACACUAUUGCUUUCUGCGAUGCAGAUUUUGCAGGAUGUUCUGUAAGUUUUCGAUCCACGUCAGGAACAAUCCUAUAUCGACGCGGAGUUCCCAUCUGUUGGAAGUCGAAACGUCAAUCGAUUCGAGCUACGUCAACAAUGGAAGCCGAGUAUUGCGCGAUGUAUGACUGUGUAAGGAUGACUAUGGACCAAGGAUAUUUGAACUGGUUUUCAGAACAAGAGUCAGGAUCUCUACCGUUGAUCUUCAACGACAACAAGUCCGCGCUUGCGUUGAGUCAGACAACCGUAGCCACGAAAAGAUCCAAGCACAUGAGUCUUCGACUACACCUAGUACGAGACUACGUAAAAGACUUGUGCUAUGUAAACACGGAUAUCAAUCUAGCGGAUGGAUUGACCAAACCACUUCCAGGAGAGAAGUAUAUCCAAAUCUUCAAAGCUCCCGCACGAAAAGCUAAUGAAGUAUUUGCGAAAGCCCACUUUGUUGACUUCAAUAAUCUCUAGGAUUGAUUGAUGCGAAUUUCACACAAAGUCAUCUCAUCUGAUUCACUUCGAUGAUUUAAUGUUCAUUCGGAAGGGGGAAUGUUAGGCAAGAUAUGAAAUCCACCAGGAUCAUAAGCCAAGCAAAUUCCCUACGACCUAAAUUGAAUGCUCAUUGAAAUCAGGCUCUAAAUUUGUCGUUCAAAUUUGGAUCCAAUGUGAAAUCAGCAUGUUCAUACAAAUGAACCAAAAAUGAAGUUCAUUCUAAACCCACACUGUAAGCUAGUGAUGAUCAACGAUGGUUGAUCGGAUUUCUCAUAAAUUUAGGGUGAUUAGAACAAAUUUGAACUUUCAUGUUUACCCCCUUGACUGAGACGUCAGAAAUUGUGUGUUGUUUGGAACCCUAAAUUUUUCCCCACAGGCUGUGACGAUAGUCACCAUAGAUUGAUUGCGACUAAGAAACACUGAAUCCCACCUAGAUUCUGCUUGACAUGCAAGAUGGCCAGUGUUCACACCGCCCGCGUUUCUUCGUCGUUGAUUGUCUUCACACCGUAAAAAUUCGGUUGACAGUUAUAAUUUUGGGUUUUGUUGUUCUCUCGCAAGUUUGCAGGGAUUCAGGAGAUGGUAUGCAAUGGAGACUGUUUUCAUCAACGCAUCAAAUUGAAAACCCAGGCCUGACCGCCCGCGAGCUUUCCCUGUUUACCUCCGCGGUAGACGACCAUUUCACGAUAAAAGUAGUCGAGGUCGAGCGGAUCUCCGACGCGAGCUCGGUCAUAUCCUGUGUAAAAACGUCCCCACACCAGAGUCAGGAUGGGGAUUUUGCAACACAAACCUAGGAGUUUUGGGAGUCACGCAUGACAAAUUGCACUCCGCAGUGUAGUGCUGGUUAGCAAGUGCAGCCGCGUCACAGAUUCAUCUGCUCAUCCUGUUCACAGCAUCACAAAUUCCAAAACACGGCUGAAAAUGGCUCUCAUGGGGAUGCGCAAUACAAGUCUUCCUGUCUUUGCAAAUCUGCAUUACAACUCUGGUUUGGGUACGCUUUUACUCAGGAUAGGUCACCACGGUGACCUACUGCUACCGCGAGGAGUUCGUGUUGCCCAUGCUCCUGCCCGUGAUAUCAAAUGCAAAAAUGUCUGGGUCUGGAAGAUUGCGAGAUUUGUCAUGCUUGUCUGGCAUGACCAAAAAGUUUGUGAUGCGUGUCCAAGAAGAGACCCUUUUGCCUGUCAUGCAAAAACGCAGUUUGUCAUUCGAAAAACGCAACACAAAGAAGCGCAGACAUUUCUCAUGCUUGCCUGUGCAUUACAGAGCAUUCACUAUUCCCAACGCAGCAUUACAAGUUUCCAGACCCAGACAUAUUUGCAGUUGAUACGUGAAGUGGCAGUAUGAAACGCAUUUCGCUUGCACGCCGGAGCUCGUGGAAAAGGCGUGCACGUACGCGAAGGAGAUAAGAUUGGAAUUCGCGCUGACGUACGAUGUGCACCGGGAAUACGACGAGGAGGACAUCAGGGAGGCCGUCCGUUUGAUUCAGUUUAAGAAAGAAACGAACAAAAACUACAUGGGCCAGGCCUUUGUCGAUCGGACACCAACUGUGGUCAAGUAUGACGACUUUUAGUAGAAACGAGAUGCAAGCGGCAUACGACCUGCAUGUGAUCGUAAUAAUGCUAUUUGCGCAGGAACAACAUCAGGAAGAACAAAAGCUACCAACACGAG
This is a messenger RNA of Amoebophrya sp. A120, 9094 nucleotides long. NCBI's taxonomy places the organism in Eukaryota, Dinophyceae, Syndiniales, Amoebophryaceae. The record is from the annotation of a GenBank genome assembly.